ACCACAGAACAUCAGCUCUCGGUCUCCUCUCCUCCGACUUCAGACUUACAGCUACCACUCACAUCCUCCACGAUGUUCGCCGCCACCGCUCUCACUCUCCUUUCGGGUGCUGCGCUCGUCAGCGCUGCCGGCCUCCGCUCUGCCGCCGUCUCCCAGUACGGCUCUGCUGAGGGUGACCUCGUCCUCAAGCAGCUGGGCAAGGACUUCGUCGUCGGCUCCGCCGAGGCCGAGACCACCAUCUCCGCCACCGUCGAGAACGGCGAGCUGACGAUGGUCUGCCCAACGAAGGGCCUCAAGGCCGCCCUCGUCCCGCUCAGCGCGGCCACGGAGCCGGGCGUGUACACGCUCGAGUUCAUCACCUCGUCUCAGGACGAGCUGCCCAAGGGCUCCGUCUUCGGCGGCUGGAGCAUUUCCGACGACCGCACCGGUCUCACGAACGACAACUUGACCAUGGUCGUGAACGAGAUUGACGGCAACAAGGGCGCCUUCGACGUUGAGCGCGACCACACGAGCGGCGUCAGCGCCAUCGUCUACGUCAACAGGGAGGAGUCGGGUACCCCUGCUACUCGCCCGUGGUACAUCGUUCUCGACGACUCCAAGGACGUCCAGUGCUAAGGUGUUCCCAUGAUACGCCAUCUCGAACAUCGGAGGUCAACGGACAUUCAUUGAAGAGCCGCGUCAGUCAUUAGCGUACUAUCAUAGCCCUUCUUGUCCAGUAUAACCGGACCUAAUACUAUAUCGCUCUGUGCACUCGUAUCAAGCGUUGUGAGGGUCUUUCAAUCGGCGUCACAUUCCAUCCGGCGUGCCGUACAGAUGUUCAAGACCAGCACUGUACACGUCGCCUACAUAUCUUGCUGUUCUCGACCUUCGAGAAGUGCAUUCUUGAUAACAUCGCCAAUGACAGGGACAAACGCAGAGAUCUG
This is a messenger RNA of Schizophyllum commune H4-8, 923 nucleotides long. RefSeq lists its product as uncharacterized. Bases 73 to 615 code for a protein of 180 amino acids. The transcript is spliced from 3 exons. The record is from RefSeq and is a predicted model, not a curated record. Lineage: Eukaryota; Fungi; Basidiomycota; Agaricomycetes; Agaricales; Schizophyllaceae.